CGGCGCGUGCGCGGCGCGGGCAGCGCGGCGGAUCUCUCGCGAGGAAGGACGCCAUUAUCGCAGCCGCCGCACAAAACACCACGAGAACUCGGCACCCGCCUCACACGGAUUGCAUGACGUGUCCAAUUCCUGCCUUGGGGACCUGCACUGGUGUGUGAGGGAUUUGCUGCUGGUUCUGAAUGAUGUCAGAGCAGGAUUUGUCAGAUGUUGUUCAAAUUGCAGUUGAGGACCUGACUCCAGAUGACCCAGUUGUGUUGGAGAACCAUGAGGUGGCAGAUGAUGAUGUGGAACCUCCUCUGAAACGUCAGCGCAUCGAAAUCAACUGCCAGGACCCCUCCAUUAAGUCAUUCCUGUAUUCCAUCAAUCAGACAAUAUGCCUGAGGUUGGACAGCAUUGAGGCCAAGCUGCUGGCACUGGAGGCCACCUGUAAAUCCCUGGAGGAGAAGCUGGACCUGGUCAUGAACAAGCAGCACAGCCCCAUCCAGGUGCCCAUGGUGGCCGGGUCCCCGCUCGGCGCCACCCAGACCUGCAACAAAGUGCGAUGUGUUGUCCCUCAGACCACAGUGAUCCUCAACAAUGACCGGCAGAAUUCCAUCGUAGCCAAGAUGGUUGGGCAGGAAGAGCCGUUGAGCAGAGCAGCGGAUUCCCUGGAAAACAUCCUUAGCAAUGCCGUGCCGGGCCGUCGGCAGAACACCAUCGUGGUGAAGGUGCCGGGGCACGACGACAGUCACAACGAGGACGGCGAGAGCGGCUCCGAGGCCAGCGACUCCGUGUCCAACAGCGGCCAGAUGGGGAGCCAGAGCAUUGGGAACAACGUCACCCUCAUCACGCUCAACUCCGAAGAGGAUUAUCCCAACGGGACGUGGCUGGGGGACGAGAACAACCCCGAGAUGCGGGUGCGCUGCCCCAUCACGCCCGCGGACAUGCUGCACAUCAGCACCAACUGCCGCACGGCCGAGAAGAUGGCCCUGACCCUGCUGGACUACCUGUUCCACCGCGAGAUCCAGGCCAUCUCCAACCUCUCGGGCCAGGGCAAGCACGGCAAGAAGCAGCUGGACCCGCUCAUGAUUUACGGGAUUCGCUGCCACCUGUUUUACAAGUUUGGCAUCACAGAGUCCGACUGGUACCGCAUCAAACAGAGCAUCGACUCCAAGUGCAGGACAGCGUGGAGGAGGAAGCAGAGGGGGCAGAGCCUGGCUGUGAAAAGCUUUUCCAGAAGAACGCCUUCAUCAUCCUCUUACAGUGGUUCAGUGUGGAUCCCACAGGGCCAUCUCCACAUAGCCCAAGUGCCCCAGGGGGAGCAGGUCCAGAUCACACAGGACAGUGAGGGAAACCUGCAGAUACACCAAGUUCACGUGGGUCAGGAUGGACAGGUGCUGCAGGGUGCUCAGCUCAUCGCCGUGGCGUCGGCCGAGCCCGCGCCCGGGGGGGUGGAUGGAUCCCCACUCCAGGGAAGUGACAUCCAGGUCCAGUAUGUGCAACUCACACCGGUGACAGACCACUCUGCCACCAACCAGGGCACUGACAGCCUUCAAUCAGCAAUCCAGCCAGAAAUGCAGAUAGAACACGGAGCAAUCCAAAUUCAGUGAGGGAACUGAGGAACUUUGGGAGCUGUUGGUGAACUACAGGCAGAAAUGAAGUGCAAGAGGACAAAAAUACCUCUUAAACCAAUGGUCACACCUCAGACAUCUCCAGCCAUGGCCUGGUUGUCCUCACCUGGAAUAAUUCACACCCUUUUACUUCAGCUGGAGCUGCACCACAACAGCAGUGAAGAUCUGACCUUCAGGAAAAAAAUCAAGAGGAAAAAAAACAACCCUUGCAGAAAGACAGAAGGAGAUUUAAUGCAUCCAAACUGUGAGACUCAAUUCCUGCUCACCCAUUUCUUCUGUGAAAAAGGCCCUUUGAAUGUCUGCAGAUACUUUAGGAGGUGUAUUGCUGCUUUGCAAUACUUGCUUUACCACAUAGAGAAGUUCCAGAGCUCAGCUAUUUUUCACUGUUUAAACAGCUUUUUUUUUAUUUGCUAUGGUGUUUAUAACAAAAAAUGGAAAAUAUUUAAAAAGAGGAAAAUCCCAUGACAGCAAGUAUUGGCCUUUUGCUGGUGUUUUCUGUUCAGUGUAAUGAAAACUGUACUUGCAGAAGACUAACAAUUUUGUUUGUACUGUUGCUUAACUACUUUUCUAGGGGAAAAGGCUUUUAAAUGCUGUAAUUAUGCAUUUCUAAUGGAAAAUAAAUGUGUAUUUAUGAAUAGUGCAGCUCUAAGUUGCUCUGCCUUGGGAUGAGGAUGGUUUGGUGGCUGCAGGAGUGGAGUUCUGGAGGAGUUGAUGCCACUUGCAAGCUCUGCUGGAAGUCACUUUAAGUCUCUAAGAAAGGUAUCAAUCUUAGAUCGUUUUAUUAUCUAAAUUUUCAGUGCAAGAAAAAUGGGAUAGUUAAGCUUUGAAGUCUGCAAAUCGUAUUUUAUACAAUGAAUUUAUGAAAUUUAUGGUAAAUGUGAACGAUUCUUCUGAGCUCUCUCCCUUUUAGUUCCUCUGCCUCCUUUGUCCAGCAGUGCCUCGAUCUGGGAUUCAUCCAUCCAAAAGUCUGAAAUCCAUCUUGUUGUUCACCAUCCAGAGCAAGCUCAGGUACGAGAUCAGAUUGAGUUCAGGACAUGAGAUUGAGUUCAGGAGAGGUUCCCUUUAGCCACCAGACCUGCUGCAGGCUCAGCUUUCUUCUAAAACUGACUCUAAAGGUGUAUGAAGUGGUGAAGUAGCUGAUGUAGAUCCCAGCAGAAGGAAAUCUGCUCCAGUGUGGAAUGGAGGGUGUCAAAUCAAUUGGAAUAGGUAAGGAGAGCAGCUUAGUAAG
Molecule: messenger RNA, 2838 nt
Organism: Lepidothrix coronata (blue-crowned manakin)
Lineage: Eukaryota; Metazoa; Chordata; Aves; Passeriformes; Pipridae
Gene: BANP
Product: BTG3 associated nuclear protein
Exons: 13
Coding region: 180-1589 (469 amino acids)
Biological process (GO): protein localization to nucleus; negative regulation of protein catabolic process
Molecular function (GO): DNA binding
Source: RefSeq, a predicted model, not a curated record